Messenger RNA from Cornus florida, 3204 nucleotides. RefSeq lists its product as uncharacterized. Gene Ontology annotation, molecular function: microtubule binding. The transcript has 9 exons. Bases 265 to 2787 code for a protein of 840 amino acids. The record is from RefSeq and is a predicted model, not a curated record. NCBI's taxonomy places the organism in Eukaryota, Viridiplantae, Streptophyta, Magnoliopsida, Cornales, Cornaceae.
UUAUUAUCCAAUGAUUGAAAGGACCCAUAUUUCGGUCCGAUGAGAGGACGCAAGACGCUCCCGUCGUACAGCUGUUACUAAAAUUUUGAAACCGCCUAUUCUUUCAUAAUUCAAAAUAAUUCGCCUUCCGCUUCCACACAGUCUCUCUCUUUCUACAGAUUAAAGUUACAUUUUCUCUCUCUAUCCCAUCAUCUUUCGUUCGACUUCGGCUGCAUUCAACUUUCUCUCUAUAUUUCUUAGAUUGACUUGGAUUCGAUCUAUUCAAUGGAUGAGAGUGAGAAGGCUAAUCUUGAAAUGCAAGGGCUCAAUCUUGUCGAUGCCCUGUCUGAGAAAGAUUCUCUCAUCUUUGCUUCGUCUUCUUCUGGGGGCUUCAUCGACAACCAAUCUUUAGAAAAACACAAUGAGCAUAGAAGUUUUGAGUUUUUGGAGGCUGUCGAAGCAGAGGACACAUUGGGCAGUCUUGGGCAGAUGGGACAGCUACCACAACUAUCUGAAUCAUUGGAAUCAGAGAGAAAAAAAUUUGGCAAGUGCAAUUUGCGUAAAAGUUUAGCAUGGGAUAGUGCCUUCUUCACCAGUGCGGGUGUUCUAGACCCUGAUGAGUUGUCCAACAUUAUUGAAGGAGUUGAGAAGAGUGGAAAAAAAUUAUUACCUGGAAUCAAAGAGGACAUACGCGGAUCUACUGACUCCAUCUCUACCUUAGAGAGCGAGAGUUUGACAUUGGAAAAUCUUGACGUUGAUUUGUUCGAAGACAUUAGAGCUUCAAUCCAGAAAUCCAGCAAAGCAUUCAAUGUGGCAAAUUCAAGAAUCAAAUCUGUAUCAGGAGGGUUGGAAACUCAAUCUCUCUGUUCUUCAAAGAAAGUGGACUUUAAUUCUCAAAGUAAGAAGAAGGCAAAAUCUGCUUCGAAGACGCAACCUGUUGUUAUGCAAGGAUCCGGGCGAAUAAUAAAACAAGGUUCUGGUUGCCAGCCAGUCAAGCAGAUUAAGCCUGUUGCCAAAAAUGGAGACUCAACUUCAUCACUUCCUAAGCUACCCAAGGUAAUUGGCAGGGCUGAUCCCAUCUCAAUAGCACCAACCAAAAGGGCAUCUUUGGGUGCCAAACGUGUCCAAAUGGAAAGAGAUAAAAGUACCACUGUAGCCAGUAAAGGUCUGGCAUCAAAGGCACCUGGUUUGGGUGGUUACAGGGCUGUGCCUAAACCUUCUCCAUCUUCCAAAACAUCUUCUUUGGGUUCUUCAACUGCAACCAAGACGGAAUCAACACUAUCUUCUUCCUCAUGUGACAGUUCUGUCAGCACCUUAUCUAACAACUUUGGAAAAUCUCCUUCGAAUUCUGCAAGAAGAAAGAUUGAUUCCAGAAAUGCAAAUACUUCUUCCACUGGUUCAAUCCUCAAAACUCCCGCAAAGAUUGCAUCGAAGAAUAAGGCACCAUCUGGGAAGUCCCAUAUGUCGACUCAUUUGAUGUCGUCCAAGCUCUCUUCUAGUGCAUCACCUGCUAGUUCUAUUAGUGAUUGCUCCUUGGAAUCAUUGUCAUCAACUUCUACUGUCAAUCAAAGGUCCGGUAAGUUGAGAGUUAGCCUUGAGAGUAAUUCUUCUUGCAGAUCUGUGGACAGUGAUGCUACUCCUGCUAUGGUUCUUCAGAAACAUUCCAAUGGUCAAAUUUUAGAUGGACAUGAAAAUCAGGCAACGGGAUUACAUAAUCAAAAUACAAAGAGAACUUCAACACAAAUUGGUACACAUUCUCGCCCAGCCUUUACAAAACCCUCCGGUCUUCGAAUGCCUUCGCCAAAGAUUGGGUUUUUUGAUGGGGUGAAAUCACUGGUUCGUACUCCCAAUGGAGGUGUGCGAACUCAUUCUGGUUUACCAACUGGUUUGCCUAAAGUUGGAUCUGGGAUAUGUAGCCCUGGUAGGGGAUCAAACAAGCCAAAAAUUGAAAAGCUUCAGCCUGCAACAACAGUACCAGCGAUUGGAAAUAUGAACUUUGAUAUUCGGAAAUCUGCUUCUCCUUUACCAUUCCAAGAUCCAACAACUGUUUCAACCAAGGUCUCUGGUGCCUCAAGGGGUGUAAAAAGUUGUUCUAGGAUCUCUAUGGAAGCCCCGAAUAAAAAGUGUGGACAAAGUUGCUUGAAUGCCGAGGAAGUAGGAGCUGAAGGAAGUGAUGCAGCUAAACAUGUUCCAGAUCUUGGUGUGAUUGAAGGGAACAAUGAAAGUGCAGGUGCCUUGAAGAAGAAUUGGAGCUUAGAAAUGCAAGAAAAUGCUGACUUAAAGGAUAUCAAGGUAACCCCUAAAUCUCGUAUCAAAGGGGAUACAUGUGAUUCAAAUGCCACUUGCAAGAUUGAAAAUAUUAACUCAUCUGAGAAAGUUGGGGAUGAUGCAUAUUAUGGCCAAUAUUAUCUCAAGAAUAAUUUGCAUACGUUUGUUAAGAAUGAUGAGGAGAAAGUUCAUUUUGAAGAUCAAGUUGAUGGUUUGAGCAAACAUAUGGAAGCUGUAGAUCAAAAAUCGGAGAUUCAGCAAGAGCACAUUGGUAAUUCUAUUUCUUGGGUUGGUGUCAGUUCUCCUGGUGCUCUAGACUUACCAUGUUUCAGGGAACUGACUUGUUUGUCAAACCCCACCCCGCUUUCUAUCUCCUCAACCACAAUAGAAGUUACAGAAAGCACAAGGACCCCCUUUUCUGUCAAGAACUCAUCAUGCAAUGGUGAAGGGCUUGAUUUUUUAACCGGAUCGAGCAUUGAGGUGGUAGAGAAGACAGCUCUGUUGCCUUCGGAGAGUGCUCAGAAAGAGAACAGUAUAUAAUAAAAAGUUUAUGCUGUCAUUUUUCUCUCUCUUUCUUGAAGGGAGUAUUAUUCCAAAUCCAAUGAUGAAACUGUUUCAGGGUAAAGCUUUUUUGACCGAUAGAAGCAAAGUAUAUGAUAUAGAUUGGGGCGCUGGAUCUGAACUAGAGGCUUUUCAUUGGAUUUACCCGUGUUUACUGUGCAAGUUAAUUAAACUCACAUCUGAAGCAGCACUAGAAGGGAAAAAAAAUAUGCAUAUCCAAAGGAAGAUGUAAUUUGAGCUGUGAAUGUCUGGUCUAAAUGUGUUUCAUGUUAAUUUUAUUUGAUACUUCUAUUCAAUGUCUUGACAUUGCACAGGGAUAUAAUGGUAUCUGAGUACAUAUCAAUAUGAUAAGUUUCUUCUGUUUUGCAUAUUACUUGUGCAUAACAAUUCACUGCU